Molecule: messenger RNA, 1184 nt
Organism: Uranotaenia lowii
Lineage: Eukaryota; Metazoa; Arthropoda; Insecta; Diptera; Culicidae
Product: alpha-ketoglutarate-dependent dioxygenase alkB homolog 4
Exons: 3
Coding region: 171-1115 (314 amino acids)
Biological process (GO): oxidative demethylation
Molecular function (GO): demethylase activity; oxidoreductase activity
Source: RefSeq, a predicted model, not a curated record
UGUCAAAGUCGUCGAAACAGCUGGUGUGUUUACAAAUUAGCAACAUGGCAUUCAAAGUGAUUCGAAAUAUUUAAUUUUUGUUAUUUUUAUGCGAAGCUACGCGAAAUAAGCACACAAUUAUUGAAACCUCAACUAUUAACAUUUGGGUGAGUGUAAAAUAACUACCGGCAAUGGAUCGGCCUAGACCGUGUGGCUGCAAGGGACGUCGUACUUGUCUUAAGUGUGAGAAAGAUUUCGCAAUCGAAAGGAUUGACUUCUUUAAGCAGUUUCAGACCUUGAAAGCGUUUACGUACUGUCCGUGGUGCAAUAAAAUCUACCCAGGAUGGAACACCGCCGAAGUAAUGGAGGAACACAAAACCGGACACAGGGGAAUCGUGGGCGAAUACUACCCCGGCGUCUACAUUGAUUUAGACUUUCUCAACGAGGAAGACGAACGGCUGCUGAUGGCGGGUAUCGAUGAAAUGCCAUGGGACAUUUCGCAGAGUGGCCGGCGUAAGCAAAACUUUGGACCGAAAACGAACUUCAAAAAGGCCAAACUGCGCGUCGGACAGUUCGAUGGGUUCCCUUUGUUUUCCGAAUUCGUUCAGCACCGGUUCGAACAAAUCCCGCUGAUGCAAGAUUUUCAAACGAUCGAACAAUGUUCGCUGGAGUAUACACCUGAAAAGGGUGCAUCAAUUGAUCCCCACAUCGAUGAUUGCUGGAUUUGGGGUGAACGGAUCGUGACGGUAAACCUGUUGAGCGAUUCCGUUCUGACCAUGUCGCGGUAUCGCAGCGAGCAAACGCCCCGAUACAAUCUUCAAUUUGUAGAAAAAUACAAGGACAAACUACUAGCCGAGUUUCUGGACAAUUCAACAAUGGACAAAUUUGAUGAUCGAAUAGUGAGGAUCCCGAUGCCGAGACGUUCGCUGCUGGUUUUGUACGGACCUCCUCGUUAUCAAUGGGAACAUUCGGUGCUCCGUGAAGACAUCAUAGAACGUAGGGUGUGUUUGGCAUAUCGCGAAUUUACGCCGAUGUAUCUCCAAGGAGGUAGCGAAUUUGCAGCGAGUGAAGAUGUGUUAAAGCAUGCCCAAAAUUUCUGGGAUCACAAAGAUAAAAAUUUCGCUGUUGUACAAUAAACUUGUUACUGGUAACGAUAAUCGUUUUAUUUUAUUUUUCAAUGCAAAUACACAAUUUUAAAGACGUAU